This is a messenger RNA of Cyphellophora attinorum, 969 nucleotides long. RefSeq lists its product as uncharacterized. Bases 1 to 969 code for a protein of 322 amino acids. The record is from RefSeq and is a predicted model, not a curated record. Lineage: Eukaryota; Fungi; Ascomycota; Eurotiomycetes; Chaetothyriales; Cyphellophoraceae. The transcript has 4 exons.
AUGGCCGGAUCCUCUCAGCAGGGCGAGCUUGUUGAUGUCGAGGACAAACUUGUUGAGGUAGUGGAAUGGGAGGGUCGGGAAUAUCAGAAAUACAGCCUUGCCAGAGAGAUUAACCUCAGCCCUUGCGACCAGGACGAGGCAGAUCGAUUGGAAAAACAGCACUUUUUCCUGAAGGACCUGCUGACAGGAGAAGAAUGGCCGCGAAAUCAUCGUCUGUUUCCAGCCGCCGCAACCCAUGCGCAUGACUUUCUCGACUUAGGGUUUGGUACAGGGCUAUGGUGUGCCGAAGUUGGCUCGUAUGACACGCGAUUCAGAGUAGUCGGCAUCGAUAUAACGAGCCACAUGGCGAUCGACGAUAACCCUCCAAAUGUCGAGCUCGAGCUUCAGAAUUUGAACGAAGAAUUGAUGUUGUCAGACCUUAAUAGCUUCGACUUCGUUCGGCUCAGUUUUGUCUCUGGUGGCAUAAGCAGACAGCGAUGGCCAGGAUUAUUAUCCGAUAUCUUCAAUAAAGCUCUGAGACCAGGCGGCAUCGUUCAGUCGAUGGAGUGGGACCUGCACUUCAGAUCGGACUCCGAUGCAGAAGCCUCGCUGAGCAACCUUCGGGAAUGGACUCGACUGUACACCACAGCUCUGAGUUCCUCUGAGCGUCACGAAGGCCGUAAAAUCCACAGGGUCGAGGAUAUCGAGGACUUCAUGAGGGCAGCCAGGUUCGAGGUGUCGUCCAAAGUAAUUGACGUACCCAUCGGCGGCUGGCCAAAUGACAGGCGCUCCAAGGCAAUCGGCACGAAGAACUUCGAGAACAUGUCUUCGCUUCUCGAGACGAUUGCAACAUAUGUUGUUGUCAGUCGCCGCAUCUGCAGCCUGGAGGACUUCAAGGACCUCAUUGAGAACGCCAAGACAGAGCUGGGGAAUGAUGAGGCUGAGCUAUACAUGCGACUGCACAUAGUAUGGGGCAAGAAGGCAGCGUGA